AUGGGGGCCUGUGUCGUGAUGACCGACAUCAAUAUCUCAUCUGGCCUUGACAGCAACACCACGGGCAUCACAGCCUUCUCCAUGCCCGGCUGGCAGCUGGCACUGUGGACUGCAGCCUACCUGGCCCUGGUGCUGGUGGCUGUGAUGGGUAAUGCCACAGUCAUCUGGAUCAUUCUGGCCCAUCAGAGGAUGCGCACGGUCACCAACUACUUCAUCGUCAACCUGGCCCUGGCCGACCUCUGCAUGGCUGCCUUCAAUGCUGCCUUCAACUUCGUCUAUGCCAGCCACAACAUCUGGUACUUUGGCCGUGCCUUCUGCUACUUCCAGAACCUCUUCCCCAUCACAGCCAUGUUCGUCAGUAUCUACUCCAUGACUGCCAUUGCUGCUGACAGGUACAUGGCCAUCGUCCACCCCUUCCAGCCCCGGCUCUCAGCUCCUGGCACCAGAGCGGUCAUUGCCGGCAUCUGGCUGGUGGCCCUGGCGCUCGCCUUCCCCCAGUGCUUCUACUCCACCGUCACCACGGAUGAGGGCGCCACCAAGUGCGUGGUGGCCUGGCCUGAAGACAGUGGUGGCAAGAUGCUCCUUUUCAAGUGUCUCCUGGACCAGUUCGUGAAGACCAUGGUGCUGGUGGUGGUGACGUUUGCUAUCUGCUGGCUGCCCUACCACCUCUACUUCAUCCUGGGCACCUUCCAGGAGGACAUCUACUGCCACAAGUUCAUCCAGCAGGUCUACCUGGCGCUCUUCUGGCUGGCCAUGAGCUCCACCAUGUACAAUCCCAUCAUCUACUGCUGCCUCAACCACAGGUUUCGCUCUGGAUUCCGGCUUGCUUUCCGUUGCUGUCCAUGGGUCACACCAACCGAGGAGGACAAGAUGGAGCUGACCCACACUCCAUCCCUCUCCACGAGGGUCAACAGGUGUCACACUAAAGAGAUUUUUUUCAUGUCUGGGGAUGUGGCCCCCUGUGAGGCUGUCAACGGGCAGGCUGAAAGCCCCCAGGCUGGAGUGUCUACUGAGCCCUAAAGCCUAGUGCCUGGCUGCAGGGGGAGGCUUGGCACCUUUGAGAAAUAGCCAAUCGAAAGGACCACAUCUGAAAGUUUGGCCCAUGCUUCACCCUUGAGUAUAUCAAUGGAAAGACGAGAUGGGGGCCAGGAACACUGCAGUGGGUGCUACCUUUCCCAGCUAGCCCUUCAAACAGUGCUUCAGGGAUCCAAUAAUUCAAAGAAGACAGGGUGAACUAACACUUGUCUAAUCCAGGAGUUGCAAGGUCAGAUGCCUUCCUGGGGCAUACAACAUAAUGAGUAAAUUGAACCCAGUAUAAAAGAAAAGUUGUAGAUAUAUUGAUAAAAGAUAACUGACUUCCAGUGUUGGGGCAAUAGGGAAUGGUGGGGACUGUGGCAAACUGGAGGGCAUAGGAAUCCAAAGGGGACAGUAGCUGAUCAGUUCUUGGCAAAUGCUGCCAUGUGACUGAUCUUCUACAUCUUUCAAGAAAAGCCAGAAAUCCAAGUUUGUGAAACUUCCAGAAUUGUUAAAGUUGGCUCGCAUUUUUAUAAAUGUUGUGCGAACCAAACAAAACACACCUGUGGGCAGUACUCAACCAUGACAGUGAUUUAUUGUCAGGAUAAAGACACAAGGAAAGAAGCUUCUGAAUUUUGCAAAGCCCCUAACCUGUGAGCCAAUCCAGGGCUUCUCUGCUUUAGCAUCUAAGAACCCAGAUCCACCCCAGGGGAGGUGAUGGUUAAGGGGUCAGAAGGAGGCUCAGCUGGGUGGUCUCAAGACAAAGACCUUCACAUUGCCUUCUUCUUUCAGUUGCAAAACUACUUUGCAGGGAGGCUGUGAGGAUGAUGGGAGAGAUGCCCAUAAAUCAGCAAGUCCAAUACAUGUUAAGUGCUUCAUAAACAGCGUGUGUGCUC
Odocoileus virginianus texanus is the source of this 1910-nucleotide messenger RNA. Lineage: Eukaryota; Metazoa; Chordata; Mammalia; Artiodactyla; Cervidae. The record is from RefSeq and is a predicted model, not a curated record.